UUUGCAACCUUUACUAAACACGUCAGUCACGUCACAAGUGGUCAUAAGUUCAUAAGCAGUCAGAAGUCAGGAGCAGUCAGGAGUUAACCAGAAGUUAACGACAGUUAACGAUACGAUAUCUACGAUACGAUUACGAUGCGACACGUAGUGAACGAAGAAAAAUGGCGAUGAUUAGCGUGUAAAGACGAUCGUCAACGUCAACAGAGUUGACAGAGAGUAAUGAAAUUGGCUAUUGUCAAACGCGAUAGCAUAAUGCACGGAAAAUGUUUCGUCUAGUCUGCGCCACCUCGGUGUUAAAAAUGAGUCAAAUAGAGAUGGAUCAAGAAACCGUAUAUGGAACCCAUGAGGAUAGUCAUGUGGUUAUGUCAGAGAAAGUGCAGUCUCUCGCUGGCAGUAUUUAUCAAGAAUUUGAAAAGAUGAUAGCUCGUUACGAUGAAGAUGUGGUAAAAGACCUAAUGCCUCUCCUAGUCAAUGUUUUAGAAUGUCUAGACAUAUCUUACACUGAAAAUCAAGAGCGUGAAGUCGAAUUAGAGUUAUUAAGGGAAGACAAUGAACAACUUGUUACACAAUAUGAAAGGGAGAAACAAUUAAGAAAAACAUCUGAUCAAAAAUUGUUGGAACUUGAAGAUAUUGCAGAAGAUGAAAGGAAAGAACUUUUGUCAAAAAUUGAUAGUUUGGAGUCAAUUGUGAGGAUGCUGGAACUGAAGACAAAAAAUUCACAUGAUCACGUUGUCCGUCUUGAAGAAAAAGAAGCUGAGUUGAAGCGUGAAUAUACACGCCUGCAUGAGAGAUAUACGGAACUAUUUAAAACGCAUGUAGAUUACAUGGAAAGAACAAAGAUGUUAGUUGGAAGUUCAGAAAGAUUAGAAAAUGCGUCUAGUGGUCGUGGUCCAUCCCGCUUGCCAUCUCUUGGGUUAGCUCACAUGUCACGAAGUUCUGGACCAUUGAGUUAUGGUUUUCAGAGCUUAGAAGCUAGCAUAAAUGCGGAAGAAGUACAAGAAGAAAGCCCACCAAAUACAGCUGCUAACUUAAGAACUGAAAUGUUGGACAGUAGUAGCGAAGCUGCUAUUGAAACAUCUGAUAAAAGUCAAUUAACAGAUAAGCCAGUGCAAGCUAACAAAACAACAGCAAUUUCCAGACAUGAAAGUCCAGAAACUGAAAUACCACCACCUUUGAUUACUCCGACAUCACCAACGGCUACAGAGAAACUGGCUAGUACUCCAAGUGGCAGAAGUAGAACAGAAAGGGAGCAACGUAGCGGCAAUACAUUAUAUCAGGAACUCAGUUUUCAGGAUGUCGAUGCAUUAGGAGAAAUGGAUGAAGGAGCUGAUAUUACUGGUAGUUGGGUUCACCCAGGAGAAUAUGCCUCAUCGGUAAAUGACAACUUUUUCGGAAUGGGUAAGGAGGUCGAAAAUCUUAUCAUGGAAAACAAUGAACUCUUGGCUACGAAAAAUGCGCUGAACAUCGUCAAAGACGAUUUAAUUGUAAAAGUGGAUGAACUCACCAGUGAACAAGAAAUAUUGCGUGAGGAGGUUCGUGGCUUGCAAUUGGCUAGAGAGCGUUUAAGACAAAAAGUUACUGCUCUUGAAGAAGAAUUAAAGAAAGUUAAAGAGGAAGCAGAAGCAGCAGCGAAGGCAGCUAAGAGUGAUGACGAGGAAGACGUAUCAUUAGCACAAAGAAAGAGGUUUACCAGAGUCGAAAUGGCUAGGGUGCUUAUGGAAAGAAAUCAGUACAAAGAACGAUUCAUGGAACUUCAAGAAGCAGUCAGAUGGACUGAAAUGAUAAGGGCUUCUAAGACUGAUCCUACUAGUAUAUCAGGAGGGAAAGUGUGGAAAUUUUUUAGUAAUCUUUUCACAGGACCUGCGGAUCGGGGAGCCUUGGUUCGCGGACCACAUACGUUACCUCACAUUAGGUACAGUGCACCAACGAAUCAAGUUGUCCCAGCACCUCCUUUGGAUACCAUGCGUAGACGUACGUUGAAAAGUCGUCAUGAGUUUUUCGACCAGGGAGACACCAUAGAUACCUGGUUUUUCUGGUUUUCGGUGGGGUGCUUAUUGGCCAGCAGAGCAUCUGAAAAACUCGUAGCACGACGUGCGAACGAACGAAGAGAGCAAUACCGUCAAGUUCGUGCACAUGUUAGGAAAGAGGAUGGCCGUUUACAUGCCUACGGUUGGAGUUUGCCUGGAAAACCAAGUGCACCGGUUAGACAACCCGUUCCUGUACCAGUCUAUUGCAGACCCUUACAGGAAUCAGAACCUGGCAUGAAGAUAUGGUGCGGAGCUGGUGUGAUUUUAAGUGGUGGUAAAACACGAGACGGUGGUUGUAUGAUUGGGGGCAGUGUAUUUUACGCUGCCGAAGCUCAAGAAGUGAACACGAAUACAAAAACUGAAGCAGAGGAUGCUAUUGAACAUUUAGAUAAGGAGCUUGAAGAAAACGAAAAUCAAAGAGUGGAAGCAGAACAGUUUGAACAACAGUUGAGCUCGUUGGUAUGGAUCUGCACAUCGACGCAGAAGAUGUCUAAAGUUACUGUGAUAGAUGCUAAUAAUCCAGCCGAUAUUCUGGAAGUCUUUAACGUUUGUCAAGGACACUUACUUUGUAUCGCAAGUGUAUCUGGCGCUAAAGAGAGUGAUUACGCUCAAGCCGCGAAUGAGGACCUGAUUCGAACUGCCAAUGGAUUAAUCGAGAACGAUAACCACGAACUAAACGCGAGUACCGAACAGAAUAAUAAAAAGAAUAAACCAGAAGCUCAAGCGUCAACGGAUAAGAACAAGAAUGAAUCGGGUCGUGUUUCGGAACAACAGAAUAAUGAAAAUGCAGAAAAAUUAGAUGAGACCAAUGAAAACACUAUUAUUACUGAGCGACAAAGUUUAGAGAAUGUAGACAGUGAAACGAUAAAUUUAGGGAAAGUACACUUUGUGAAAGUUAAUUUAGAAACGUCCAGUUUAUGCCUGGAAGAGAAAAAUGAUGAAACUGAAGAAAAUGAGAAUAAUAUCGAAGAAGACACGACUAUAGAAAAAAUGUCUUCGAUACAACCUACUAUGUGGCUUGGAGCUCAAAAUGGUCAAGUGUUCGUUCAUUCAGCCGUCGCUAAGUGGUCUGUUUGUCUACACUCUGUUAAAUUAAAGGAUGCCGCACUAGCUAUCGUUCACGUACAAGGUCGAGUCCUCGUUGCUCUUGCCGAUGGUACUGUCGCGUUGUUUCGCAGAGGUGCAGAUGGACAAUGGGAUCUGUCUCAAUACCAUGUGAUUACGUUGGGUAGUCCACAACAUUCAAUUAGGUGCAUGACUGCUGUUAGCGGCAAAACUGUAUGGUGCGGAUAUAGGAAUAAAAUUCAUGUAAUAGAUCCAGUUUCAAUGAUUAAUGACUUAACAGUAGUAUUUCACAUUUUAAUGUAAAACUUGCAGUGUACCGUAGAUGCUCAUCCACGUCGAGAAUCCCAAGUAAGACAAUUAGCUUGGUUGGGAGAAGGGGUGUGGGUCAGCAUCAGAUUAGAUUCGACACUGAGGUUGUAUCACGCUCACACUUAUCAACAUCUUCAAGAUGUUGACAUUGAACCUUAUGUUAGCAAAAUGCUAGGAACCGGGAAACUUGGUUUCUCGUUUGUAAGAAUUACUGCAUUACUCAUAUCCUCGAAUAGACUAUGGAUUGGAACAGGAAACGGAGUAAUUAUCUCAGUUCCUUUAUCCGAAAGUGCGGGUGGCUCAUUAGCGGUAUCCAGGGUUCAAGCAGGAAAUCCUAAAAAUGAUGCGCCAGGAGUCGGUGUCAGAAUCUUCGCCUCGGAACGUGGCGUUACACCCGGCAGUUUUAUACCUUAUUGCAGUAUGGCUCAUGCUCAACUUAGCUUCCAUGGACAUAGAGACGCGGUGAAAAUGUUCGUUGCAGUGCCUGGGCAUGGCGGCCAAAGUGUAGUGUCCGAUGGUUCUCAACCGGCUAUGCUUGUCCUUUCCGGAGGUGAAGGUUACAUAGAUUUCAGAGUUGCAGAUGAGGCGGAAGACGAGAGUGACGUGGCGACUCAUCUGAUUGUAUGGCAAUUGGUCAGGUGAUGGAGAAGAUACGGAAGAGACUAUGGAACGAUCGAACAAUGCUGUAGUUGUGAAUGCCGAGGAACACGGAGAACAGAGUCAUUUAAUCGUGUGGCAAGUGCAAUGUCCUUUACCAGUGCCAAUGAAUGGCUAGAUUAGAAAUUUUUGAAACAUUGACCCAUUCACGACGUAUGGUUCAGCUUGAACUUCUAUAUGCGGAGGUACGUUUGAACGGUUCUGGUGAUACGCCUGUCAAGGCAUCGAUAAAUUAUACUUAUCUUCUGGUCAAGUGAAUGCUGCAUCUAUUUAAUUAUACUUUAUGUAACGAUCGUAGUAAGUGAAAUACGCAAACGAUUCUACGUAUAGCGCAAUGGCGAAACAAAUGGAAUAUUUCGGAGAUUUUUAAAUUACUAUAAGGAUCAUUGAUAUUUAACGAUACGGAUACGAAUAAUUCAGAUAAUUUUACAUUAUGGAUGACCCGUGAACGCAAAGUUUUCUUUCUUACAUGAGAGUUGACUAUCUUGUCGUGGCGUUUGCAAGAAAUAACUUUUUUUUAAUCAUGAUAAUAGUAAUAACUUAUUUAUUGGGUAUUUUAUUUCUUAAAAAUCAUGAAAGAAUUAGAAUCUCCUUAACUGGACGCUUGUAAUCUUUAGCUUCUGACUUUAAAAAAUGUAUUGUUAAGGUAUUUUAUCGAAAUGAUAAUUCGCUCUUACACAUCGAUAAUGUAAUUUGUAACGAAACUAUUUUUCCCUUGGCUGUUA
Messenger RNA from Ceratina calcarata, 4783 nucleotides. It is a transcript of the gene syd, whose product is annotated as JNK-interacting protein syd. Gene Ontology annotation, molecular function: kinesin binding; signaling receptor complex adaptor activity; MAP kinase scaffold activity. The record is from RefSeq and is a predicted model, not a curated record. The transcript is spliced from 19 exons. Gene Ontology annotation, cellular component: cytoplasm. NCBI's taxonomy places the organism in Eukaryota, Metazoa, Arthropoda, Insecta, Hymenoptera, Apidae. Gene Ontology annotation, biological process: vesicle-mediated transport.